AUGACGUCGAUUGUCCGAAGGAGGUUGUUUGGAGCACGGUCUCUCAAGCUUGUCUCGCUUCACCUGGCUGGGCAGCAGCGACAUGUGGUUGCAAGAGCCGCGCAACUUGCUGGGGCGCAGGGGCCCAUCGAGGAGUUGCGAAGUGAUGUUGCCAGAAGGUUUACGCAGGCUGCGCGGGGAACGCCGCCGAACAUCAGCAGCGGCCAGCUUGUUCAACUCCUCUUCGAAGUCGGAGUCGUUGAUGUCAAGACACACACGGUUGGCGAAGUCGUAAACUUCCUCAUGGAGCAUGGCUUUUAUCGUCAAACCCAUCCUCAGAAGCGGGACUCCUAUGGUCCAGCACCGCCACCCAAGCUUGGGCUGACGGAAGCCCAGCGCUGGGCUACCCUCCUCUUCUUCAGGCGCAUGCAGCAAAAGCCCCGAGCACUUCAAAAGGCCAUCACCACACCGAUCUGCGGGAGCGCCUGGUGUUCAUGUCCACCCGGGGCAGCUGGAACAGAUCUUUGCGCCCUGAGCAAGAAGAACUGA
Molecule: messenger RNA, 528 nt
Organism: Symbiodinium sp. CCMP2456
Lineage: Eukaryota; Dinophyceae; Suessiales; Symbiodiniaceae
Source: the annotation of a GenBank genome assembly